Chironomus riparius is the source of this 1452-nucleotide messenger RNA. The record is from the annotation of a GenBank genome assembly. Lineage: Eukaryota; Metazoa; Arthropoda; Insecta; Diptera; Chironomidae.
AUGAAAUGCUUGACUUCAUUUCUUUUGAUUGUUUUGUGGACGAAUUUAAUAAAUUCCAUUCCAUCUACGGAUGAAGACUAUCUGGAAGCAGUAAAAGAUGUUAAAUACCUUUUUGGUGAAGGAAGUGGACAAAUUGAACCGGAGGAACAGCCAAGGUCCAGUACACCAAGUGAAGAGUUGACUUCGAGUUUAGCAGCAACAGAAGAAGCUUCAUCAACUGAUGAUCUUGUUCAACUUUAUGCUGCAACUUCCUCUCCCGAAGAUCAAUCGACUUCUACAACAGAGGCUAUAUUGACUACAACUCCUGAGGAUCUAUCGAUGUACACAAAAGAGAAUCUUUUACGGAUACUUGGAAAUCGAUUUAAUGUUCUUCAAACUCAAUAUUUUGAAAAUCAGAAAGAAAUUUUAGACAAGAGCAAAAGCUCUAGAGAUAAGCAGAAAUUGUCGAGUUUUACAUUCAUAAACUUAUUCCAAAAUAGAUUUGACAAGAAAAUGAACGAAAUAAAAGAAAAUAUCGAACGUUUAGUGUCCAAAAGAUCAGAAAUUGAGACUUCAAUUCAAGAGUAUUUGAACGAAGAAGCUGAAAAUGCAGAAAGCUUAAAAGAACAAAAAAUAAUAUUACAAAAUUCCAAAGAUCAAGGCUGCAAUGAAUGCCACGGAUUCUUGGAUGAUGACGCAAUCGUUGAUGAGCUUAAAAACAUUGAUAACAAAUUGGCAAGAUUGGAAAAUAAAAACCGAGAAGAACCGAAUGAUGCAAAAGAAAUACAAGCAAUAAACAUAAAAUAUAAAGAACUGAUUGAUAUUUUUGAAAAGGAAGUUCAGGAGCGUAAAAAGAAAGAAGAUUUUAGCAUAAUCAAUAAUAUGAUUCAAGAAAAAUUGCGGAACUAUACAGAAGUCAUUGAACAGAACCUUAAAGAUGAAUUAAUAUCCAGGAAAGAUUUUGCCGAUAACUUCCUUGACCUUCAAAAGUUACAAUCAACACCGAUUGUUGAAUGUACAUCCAAACCAUUUGAGUGGAGAACUUAUGUGAAUGUAUCAGAUACAGAACAAAAUGGAGUUUUAGGUGGUAUAGACCUGGAUGGAUCUAAAGUCUAUGUUAUUCGUAGAAAAUCAGGGUCUGACUAUAAUUAUGGAAAAGUAGCAUUAAGGCCUUCCAAAAAUGAAGCUUAUAUCACUAGCGAUUCCUUAGAGAUUAAUGUUGAUGAUUAUGAACUCUUGAUAUCCAAUAACUAUCAAUGGCACAGCUCUGAAACUACAAAAAUUGCAGAAAGUACUAUUCCGAUUUGUAGAGCCAAGAAAGACAAUUUAUUUGUUCCUGGAAAAUUACUUAAAGACGGAAGAUGCAAAAUUGGCUUUGGAUUUGGUGUCUUGUACUAUGAUACAAAUAUUUAAAUUCUUAGCAUUACUGCUUGUAAGAAACUCGAUUCAAAAAAUGUUAAAAGUUGGUAUUAA